This is a messenger RNA of Drepanopeziza brunnea f. sp. 'multigermtubi' MB_m1, 1305 nucleotides long. The record is from RefSeq and is a predicted model, not a curated record. Lineage: Eukaryota; Fungi; Ascomycota; Leotiomycetes; Helotiales; Drepanopezizaceae.
AUGCAUCUCGUUUCGAAAGAUGCGGCGCCCACUUUCCAUCAUACCAGUGCUCCAAUAUCCUCGUCUCAGGACGGUUCGCAGACUCUCAUCUCUCGAAGCAUCACCUCGGAUAUCCCCAGAAUCUUCAACAGCUACCAGGAUGGAUUAUGUCGCUUUGCCCAAGGUAGAGGUAAGCAGCCGCCGUCAGUCGUCAAUGAUACACGCUCCCGCCUGCUUGCAGCCGUAGUUGCGCAAUCCAAUCAGGCCUUCACGAUUACACGCCCACUUGACUGGAAGCAUCAGGUCAGCGAAAAUAUUCCAUUACCCUCGUGUUUCGAUGACUUGGGGUCGGGGGAGUCUUCAGAAGGAAUCUGUUCUAAUCUGCUGAGUAGUCGGGAAUGUCUUCAUGAGGUGUGGGUGCAGAAGAAGAGCCGCGGAGAGACAACGCUUGAAGACCCUUUAAUUGAAAUGCCGGUCGGUAAGUUUGACUACGCCUUGGAGAUGUUCUUUCCCCUUUUCUCGAAAUACAUCUACAAUCUCUGCAAUGACGAGGAAUCCCUAUUAUACACUACCAAAUCGGUCCUCGCCGACUUCGAAGCAGACGGCCUAGCCUACCUCGAGCUUCGCACAACCCCGCGCGCAAUGCCCUCCGCAAACAUCACCAAAGAUGAUUAUGUGCGGCUCAUUCUCUCCGUCACAAACGCCCCCUCCCCCCAGAUGAAAACAAAACUCAUCCUCUCCAUCGAUCGCCGCAACGAUGCAGCUACAGCCCUCUCCGUUGUCGCCCUCGCCCUGAAAUACCGCUCCCAAGGCGUCGUUGGCAUCGACCUGUGCGGUGACCCCACCGUAGGCGACGUCUCCAUCUUUCGGCCCGCUUUCCAACUCGCCAUAAGCGAGAACUUACCCAUCACCAUCCAUUUCUCAGAGGCGCCUUCUUGUACGAAAGAGGAGUUGUGGACUCUGCUGGAGUACAGACCGCAGCGGAUCGGCCAUGUGAUCCAUGUGCCGGAGGAUGUGAGGGAGGAGAUUGUGAGGAGGGGGCUGGGCCUGGAGCUAUGUCUGAGUUGCAAUGUGCACGCCAAGAUGAUUCCGGGGACGUACGGGGACCACCAUUUCGGGUGGUGGAAGGGAAAGGGGUGUCCCAUUGCGUUGAGUACGGACGACGUUGGAGUCUUUGGCAGUGCCCUCUCGAAUGAGUACGCACUCAUCGCCGAGCACUUCAACCUCGACAAUAAGGAGAUCUGUGAGCUUGCGCGAAGUGCCGUCGACAUGAUCUUCGGCGGCGAGAAGGAGAAGGAGAGGCUGCGAAAGCUGAUGUGGAGAUAG